Molecule: messenger RNA, 2066 nt
Organism: Hydra vulgaris (swiftwater hydra)
Lineage: Eukaryota; Metazoa; Cnidaria; Hydrozoa; Anthoathecata; Hydridae
Source: RefSeq, a predicted model, not a curated record
UUCAAUUUUAUUUCUCAUAUUAUCAAAAUGGCAUCCGGCAGCAAAUCAACUAAUUAUUCAAUCAAGCCAACUUCUUUCUAUGGUAGAAAGCCUUCUGGUAUCCUCAGGAUACAAGCGCCUGUCUUGAUCAAAUUUGCUGAUGACGACUCAGAUCUAUGCUCCUCAGGCGGAGAUUCCAGCGAUGAAGAAAAUAUAACUGAUUGCGAACUAUUUUUGCCAAUACCUUCUUCGUCCAGUGAGGAAGUUGAUAGCAGUGAUGAAAAUGCUGACAGCAAUGACAAUCAGUUACUUUCAAUAUUAGGAAGAGCAAAUGGCAGCGCGGAUAAAAAAGAAGGUGCAACAGUAGUGCAAGCUACCAAUAAACCAAACGCAAAUGGAAAAAAGCCUGCAAAAAAAUCUCAGCUAUUGUGGAAAGUUAAAAGUCUUCCAAAUAAACAAGAAGACCACAAAUUUAAAGGUACCAACAAAAAAUGGACGAGUUAUUGGAUUGUCUUGGUUCAGAACUGUCAUGCUUUUAUCGGAUUUUUCCAAAAGAGCUUUUUCAAGAAAUUGCCUAUCAGACAAUGUUGUAUUCCAUGCAAACCAAUCCUGAAAAACCAGCUGCUGUAAAAGAGGAAGAUAUAAUUAGUUUUGUUGCAUGUGUUUUGUAUAUGUCUGUUGUCAAACUCCCAAGCACAAGAGAUUAUUGGUCGUCUUCCAUUGGAAUUGCUCAUGUAGCUAAUAUUAUGCCCGUCAACCGCUUUGAAAAAUUAAAAAGCAUUAUUCGUUUUGCUGACAACAACUCUGCUGACAAAGACGAUAAGCUUUUCAAGAUACGCCCUCUCAUAAACAAAAUGAAUGAACAGCUGAACAGUAUUCCAUUUGAAGAAAAUUUGGCGGUUGAUGAGCAGAUUAUUCCGUUCAAAGAGAGACAUUUAAUCAAACAAUACAACCCUAAAAAACCACACAAAUGGGGGUUUAAAGUUUUUGUUCUGAGUGGUGUCUCUGGCUUCAGCUAUAAUUUUGAAGUUUACUGUGGAGGAAGUGACUACAUUUGCUUUGAGAAUGAACCAGACCUUGGGGCAAGUAGUAACGUUGUCAUGCGCCUAGCCUGAAUCCUGCCCGAUGACAUUAAUCAUAAAUUGUAUGUUGACAAUUGGUUCAAUAACAUUGGUUUAAAUGUUUAUAUGUUCAAGAGGGGAAUUCAAAUGGUUGGAACUGCACGUAGGAACCGUGUUGGAAAUUGCCCAGUAUUGUCAGAUAAGGAAACGAAGCAAAGGGGUCGCGGAGCAUUUACAGAACAUGUUGCCAAGGUUGACGGAGUUGAUGUAUCGGUAGUUUCCUGGUUUGACAACAAAGUUGUAACAUUGAUGUCCAAUUUUAUUGGAAGUGAACCUUCAAUUGAGGUUAGAAGGUUUUUCAAGAAAAGAUAUGUGUCAUAUCAACAUUUCCUGUCCAGGAGUAGUCACUAUCUACAACAAGCACAUGGGGGGAGUCGACUUGCUUGAUUCUCUACUUGGCUAUCACAGGAACAAGAUUCGGUCAAAAAAGUGGUAUCACAGGAUCUUUUUCCACUUGAUUGAUAUGUCCAUAAUCAAUGCCUGGAUUCUUUGGCAAAAGCGUAAUCCGUCAACUCCACUUUUCAAAUUCAAAUUGGCGGUAGCAGAUUUGUUGUCUAAUUACCAGGUGUCGCGUAAACGAAAAGCAGGUCGCCCAUCACUUGCUGACAUCACACAACGUGUUGGCUCAAAAAUUGCCAUUACCCAUGAAGCAAUUCAGUCUGAUCAAGUUGGACAUUGGCCCAUUUUCAAUGAAAAGCGGACUCGUUGCAAAUAUGACAAGUGCUCUGCCUUAACAUAUUUAUUUUGUGAAAAGUGUGACACUGCUCUGUGUCUUAAUAAAGACCGCAACUGUUUUAAAGCUUUCCAUCAAUAGAUUUUUUAUAUAUAAUGAUAUCUUUACUGAGUAUAUUAAACUACCAAGGUCAUAUUCCAAGAUAAACUCUCUGUUUAGCAACAAACAUUAGUUUAUAAUUUUUUCAUGAAGUUCCACUACUGCAUGAUGUAUCAUAUAUGAUACAAUUAAUU